GCAACGUAUACAACAUGCUCAGAUACCCGUAACUAUAAAUGACUGACUCAUGGUCAUGGGACCUGAGACCGAGAGUUGAGGUAGACAAUCUUUCCAAAGGGAAGCGGGGUUUUACGAGCCAAGUUUCACGAUGAAACUAUUGACGUUCCUAGCAGGAGUAAGUGCUGUCGCUGCACUAAACAACGGGGUAGCCCGCACGCCGCCAAUGGGGUGGUUGUCAUGGGAACGAUUUAGAUGCAACAUUGACUGCAAACAUGACCCGAGCAAUUGUAUCAGUGAGAAUCUCUACAUGAGGAUGGCGGACAUCAUAGCGGCGGAGGGAUACAAAGAGGCGGGUUACCAGUAUGUGUGUAUUGAUGACUGUUGGCUGUCCAAGUCACGUGACAGUAAUGGCCGCCUGCAGCCCGACCCGGAUAGAUUCCCGCACGGCAUGAAGGCAUUGGCGGACUAUGUUCACUCCAAGGGUCUAAAGCUCGGCAUCUAUGAAGAUGUCGGGGCGGAAACGUGCGCAAGGUAUCCUGGGAGUAGAGGUCACUAUCAGACUGAUGCGCAGACAUUCGCUGAGUGGGGGAUAGACCUGUUGAAGUUUGAUGCAUGUAAUAUUAAUCCGGAGGACUUUGAUGAAGGUUACCGUCAAAUGGGGUUUUACCUGAACCAGACUGGUCGACCCAUCCUGUACUCGUGUGAGUGGGCGAUAGGGGAGAUAAUGCACCGGCGGCAGGCUAAUUACACGGCAAUCUUGGAGGUGUGCAACACCUGCAGGAACACCGUGGACAUCACCGAUCAGUGGAAAAGUGUCCUCAAUAAAGUCAACAACUACGCCAAAGACAGCGGCAACUUCAGCAAGAUAGCCGGGCCCGGGGGCUGGAAUGACCCCGAUGAGCUUGUGAUAGGCGACUUCUCACUCAGUCCUGACCAGGAACGAACACAGAUGGCGCUGUGGUCGAUGUGGGCGGCCCCACUGAUCAUGUCAGUAGACCUACGUAACAUGCGGCCUGAGUCCAAAAGCCUCCUUCAGAACAAAGGAGUGAUUGCUGUCAACCAGGACCCGUUGGGGAUCCCGGGUACUGUUAGACUGACGAUGCGUAAGGUUUCUGUUUGGACACGACCUAUCCUCCCAAAGGGGAGCCUUGCCGUCGUGGUGUUCAACUCGCAGUCAGGUGGUGCUCCUCUGAAUGUCUCGGUGCCUGUGCACCGCCUCAUUAAUGGCAAUGCACUUGAUUACCUCAUCACCGAUACAUUCACAGGGUCUAAACUGGGAAAGCUGACGUACCACCAGGACUUGACAGUGCGGGUUAAUCCAACUGGCGUUGUCAUGGUGACAAUGACUCCGGCCUGAUUACCUUGGGCGAAGGAUGCAAUGAUGACUCAAUGUCCGUACUUUGUCUCAACGAGAACCUUCAUCAAGAAUACCCUUUUCGGGCUUGUUGUCUAAGUUAUACAGUAAAACACCAUUGUGUCCAAAAUUGUGACGAAGAAGCCCGGGUCUUCAGCGUAACGAGCGAACGCUUUAACCACUAGGCUACCCCACCGCCCCUGUCUCGAAGUAAAAGCUUGGUCCUCGCAUAUUCCUUAUUUAAUCAUCCUUUGGCGGCUGUGUCGAACUUUUUGACUCGAAGUAUUUCCAUAGGCCCCUUCGACUUCGACACAAAGGUGUUUUCUUGUGUAUUCUGAAGGAUGCUGAACUAAAUUGAAACACUGACUGUUGUUUCAUGCAAUCUAUACUCAGACACCGCCCUGGUGGCAGGGAAGUGUUUGCUUUGUUUGUGUUUCACUAGUGGGUAGCGUGUGAUCACGCUGGGACAGUGAAAUAUUGAAAUGGAAACGAAACGAAACAAUGAGAUUAGUUUUUGAUUAAAAUCAUUAAUUUUUGUUGGAUCUGUUAUUAAAGUACUUUCGAUGAUAUUUAAUGCAGAAUUUUAUCACGUAUGUUAAAUUCUUUCAUAAGGAGCCACUUAAUAAGGAAACUACUUUCCUGUUUCAUACUAAUAUCAAUACGUCGAGUUUUUGGUUGGCUGUAGUCACGAAACCUUGUAAUAUAUUUAUAAACCAGAAGAGGCUUUCCAUAAACAUUGCACCUCGUUAUGCUUCAGUCUUUUGGGGGAUGUAUUUAAAAUGUUAUCACACAAAAUGUUGAAUAUCAACAUUCAAAUUCAAAUUCUAUUUCAUCAUGCAAUUUACUGCAUCUGUUAUUCACAUGUUUAUGUGGAACAUCGAUGUUUUGUAAACUACAUUAUGAAUCUAUUAGAAACAUCCUUUCUUUCAAUUAACGCGUCCUGAAGAAAAGAACAUUUCUUAAAAUAUCAUUUCCAUCACCACUGCUUAUGCAUUUAAUAAUUACAAUCUUAUUAAUUAUUCUGAUGACAAUGUCAUAGUUCUAACCACUUGAUGCCAAUAUUUGGUUUUGUAUUUUCAUGUUAACCUGUUUAUAUUUCUAUAACCAACUGUUAUUUUUUACAAUACAUAUUUCUUUACAAUAAA
Molecule: messenger RNA, 2481 nt
Organism: Haliotis rubra (blacklip abalone)
Lineage: Eukaryota; Metazoa; Mollusca; Gastropoda; Lepetellida; Haliotidae
Product: alpha-galactosidase A-like
Exons: 8
Coding region: 131-1339 (402 amino acids)
Biological process (GO): glycoside catabolic process; oligosaccharide metabolic process; glycosylceramide catabolic process
Cellular component (GO): cytoplasm
Molecular function (GO): alpha-galactosidase activity
Source: RefSeq, a predicted model, not a curated record